Molecule: messenger RNA, 471 nt
Organism: Dreissena polymorpha
Lineage: Eukaryota; Metazoa; Mollusca; Bivalvia; Myida; Dreissenidae
Product: neuromacin-like protein
Exons: 3
Coding region: 16-303 (95 amino acids)
Biological process (GO): defense response
Source: RefSeq, a predicted model, not a curated record
ACAAUUUUGGAAUCUAUGAAGGAAAUCAAUCCACGUGGAAGUUUCAGAAUAAGCAUGUCCACACCAAAAGAGUCGUCGGCCGAAUCUGAGGCAUCGGGUGGAAAACAAGGAGUGUUGAAGGAUUGCUAUGACCAAUGGUCAAGGUGCUCAACAUGGAGUAGUGCUCUAACUGGCAAGGCGUGGGCUACAUGUGACGAUCAGUGCAAGUCUAAAGGCAAAGAUGGAGGAACAUGCGUUGAGGUUGAUGCGACAUGCCCUGUGUCAAAGAAGGCACUGCAGUGCCAAUGUUAUAAUAACAAAUAAUCAACCGUUGGUUCGGAUGGAUAAUAUGAACAUUAUAUAUCAAUAAUAAUGAAGAUUGUAAUUGAUGAUCUAAUUCGAUGUAAUUUGACUUACAUAUUGAUAGUUAUAUAGCAGAAUGUCCUUUAGUAAACAUUGGUUUUCUAAAUUGAUUAAAAAAUGUUAAUUUGA